AUGCAAGGCCACACCUUUUCACCAAGUAAGCUUCAAAACCCCCAAUCUAAUUUCACUGCUAGGCCUGUUAUAGGGUUUAAUCUCACUCACCACAACCACACCUUAGCUAAAACCCAACAAAACCCUCUUCCAAUUUCUCAAAAUUGUACUUGUAUUGUGAAUUCAAGAGCCCAGAAGCAGAGUUCAAGUGGGUCUAGGGUUUAUGUAGGGUUUAAGCUUCAGUGUCAUUCGAAAGCUUUGGUCUUGCCCACUAAGGUUUCUUUAGUUAAUGGUAAGAAGAAGAGGUAUGGAGGCGUGUUGCCUUCGAUUUUGAGGUCUUUGGAGAAUGAAAACGAUGUUGAAAAGACACUUGAGUCGUUUGGUGAGAGUCUGAGUGCGAAAGAGCAGACUGUGAUUCUUAAAGAACAGAGGAGCUGGGAGAGGGUUCUUCGUGUUUUCGAGUGGUUUAAGUCACAGAAAGAGUAUUUGCCCAAUGUGAUUCACUACAAUGUGGUGCUUCGGGUGCUUGGUAGAGCUCAGAGGUGGGAUGAAUUGAGGCUGUGUUGGAUUGAAAUGGCGAAGAAGGGUGUACUGCCUACUAACAAUACGUAUUCGAUGCUUGUUGAUGUGUAUGGGAAAGCAGGACUUGUGAAGGAGGCGCUGUUGUGGAUUAAGCACAUGAAACUAAGGGGGAUGUUCCCGGAUGAGGUUACAAUGAAUACGGUUGUUCGGGCAUUGAAGAAUGCAGAAGAGUUUGAUAGGGCGGAUAAGUUUUAUAAGGACUGGUGUACGGGGAGGAUUGAGCUUGAUGACCUUGAUUUGGAUACUAUGGGUGAUUCUGUGGUUGGUUCUGUCUCUGAGCCUAUUAGUUUUAAGCAUUUCUUGUCAACUGAGCUUUUCAAGACUGGUGGGAGAGUUCCAACUUCGAAAAUUAUGACUUCAAUGAAUACAGAGAACUCUAUUCAGAAACCACGACUUACAUCUACGUAUAAUAGUUUGAUUGAUUUGUAUGGAAAGGCAGGGCGUUUGAAUGAUGCGGCUAAUGUGUUUGGAGAUAUGAUGAAGUCUGGAGUUGCCAUGGAUGUUAUUACUUUCAAUACUAUGAUCUUUACUUGUGGAAGUCAUGGGCAUUUGUUGGAGGCUGAAGCUUUGCUUAAUAAGAUGGAAGAAAGGGGAAUAUCUCCUGAUACAAGAACUUAUAACAUUUUUCUAUCUCUUUAUGCUGAUAUGGGGAACAUUGAUGCUGCUCUGGACUGCUACAGGAAGAUCAGAGAGGUAGGUCUUUACCCAGAUACUGUGUCUCACAGAACUAUUCUUCAUGUAUUAUGUGAAAGAAACAUGAUCAGAGAUGUAGAGAUUGUGAUUGAGGAUAUGGAGAAAUCCGGUGUCUCUAUUAAUGAGCAUUCUCUUCCUGGCAUCAUCAAGUUGUAUAUUAAUGAAGGACGGCUUGAUCAGGCAAAGUUGCUUUAUGAGAAAUGUCAGUUAAACCGUGGGAUUUCAUCAAAGACGUGUGCAGCAAUAAUAGAUGCAUAUGCUGAAAAGGGACUUUGGACUGAAGCGGAGGUUGUAUUUUCUAGGAAGGGAGAUUUAGGUGGACAGAUGAAGGAUAUUGUGGAAUAUAAUGUUAUGAUCAAAGCUUAUGGCAAGGCAAAGCUUUAUGAUAAAGCUUUUUCUCUCUUCAGGGGCAUGAAAAAGCAUGGGACUUGGCCUGAUGAGUGCACUUACAACUCUCUCAUCCAAAUGUUCUCAGGAGGUGAUUUAGUGGACCGAGCAAGGGAUCUUCUAACAGAAAUGCAGGAAACUGGUCUGAAGCCGCAAUCUCUAACCUUUUCUGCUCUUAUUGCCUGCUAUGCUCGCCUUGGCCAGCUUUCAGAUGCAGUUGAUGUGUACCAAGAUAUGGUAAAGUCAGGAACAAAGCCAAAUGAGUUUGUGUAUGGUUCUUUAAUUAAUGGAUUUGCUGAAACUGGCAGAGUUGAAGAAGCACUGAAGUAUUUUCACCUCAUGGAAGAAUCAGGGAUUUCUGCAAAUCAAAUAGUUCUUACAUCUCUGAUAAAGGCGUAUGGUAAGGCGGGGAGCCAUAAGGGAGCAGAAGUGUUGUAUGAGAGAUUGAAAGGUUUUGAUGGUGGCCCAGAUGUUGUUGCAUCUAACAGUAUGAUAAAUCUGUAUGCAGAUCUUGGGAUGGUAUCUGAAGCCAAAUUGAUUUUCGAAAAUUUGAGAGCAAAGGGUUGGGCUGAUGAGAUAGCAUUUGCAACCAUGAUGUAUCUUUACAAGAGCAUGGGCAUGCUUGAUGAAGCCAUUGAUGUAGCAGAUGAAAUGAAAGAAUCGGGUUUAAUAAGGGACUGUGCUUCAUUUAACAAGGUGAUGUCAUGCUAUGCCAUUAACGGUCAGCUACGUGAAUGUGCUGAAUUGUUGCACGAGAUGGUAACUCGGAAACUGUUGCUUGACAGUGGAACUUGUAAUGUAUUGCUCACUGUAUUGAGAAAAGGUGGGAUUCCCCUUGAAGCUGUAACCCAGCUAGAGUCAUCUUACCAGGAAGGGAAACCUUACUCUAGACAAGCUAUCAUCACCUCUGUGUUCUCGCUGGUUGGUAUGCAUAGUUUGGCGCUCGAGUCCUGUGAAACAUUCACACAAGCUGACAUAAAUCUUGAUUCGUCUCUCUACAACGUUGCAAUAUAUGCUUAUGGGGCAGCUGGGGAGAUUGACAAGGCUCUGACCAUAUUCAUGAGAAUGCAGGAUGAAGGUGUGGAACCAGACAUUGUAACACAUAUUUUCCUAGUAGGUUGUUAUGGAAAAGCAGGUAUGGUAGAAGGAGUGAAGCGAAUUUACAGCCAGCUGAAAUACGAAGAGAUAGAGCCCAAUCCGUCCUUGUUCAGAGCUGUUAUAGAUGCCUAUACAGAUGCCAAUAGGCAUGACCUUGCCAAAUUGGUUAAGCAAGACAGGAAAUAUGCAUAUGACUUGGAGCAUCAUGUAUAUCCCGAAACUAAAGAUGAUUUUGAUGAAACCACUUCAGAGUAUGAGGAUUGA
Messenger RNA from Fragaria vesca subsp. vesca, 3003 nucleotides. Its product is annotated as pentatricopeptide repeat-containing protein At1g73710-like. Gene Ontology annotation, molecular function: protein binding. The record is from RefSeq and is a predicted model, not a curated record. Bases 1 to 3003 code for a protein of 1000 amino acids. The transcript has a single exon. Lineage: Eukaryota; Viridiplantae; Streptophyta; Magnoliopsida; Rosales; Rosaceae.